UCAGCUGGUCAGCACCACCAACGAGAUGUACAACUGGAUCCUGUCUGUUCCUUCUAACAGCAUAAACAUGAUCUUCCAGGAGGUGCUGGUUGACCUGAAUUCUAAGAAUGAACGUGGUUUGUAUCAGUCCCGGAUCAAGGCCACUGUUGGUGGGCGACCUUUGACCUUUUAUAGCUUGGUGGGUUUAGAGAAUGAGGCUUUCUACCGCAGCAUGCCACGCAUCAUCGCCAUUGCCUUUGGUGCUCUAAAAACGUAAAACACACUCAUGUAUGCUGCUGAAAUUAUACUUGAGCUGAAAUGGCAUCCCCAACAUUAAACGUUUUUACAUCCUUGACUCUCUAAUGUGAUCUGCUGCUAUGGAAAUGACUGGAAGGGGCCUCUUUUCUAGAGUCAUCACAGGACAGCUGCCACUUUUGAGUUGGUCAUUGCAUACUGAGACUGGACUGACGGUGACUGUAUGUCCACCCUGACUUAACUUAUUUCACAGGGACAGAGGUUGAUCCUCCUGUCUGUGCUGCA
This is a messenger RNA of Carassius auratus (goldfish), 519 nucleotides long. Its product is annotated as serine protease 56-like. The record is from RefSeq and is a predicted model, not a curated record. The coding region runs from base 26 to 256 and encodes 76 amino acids. The transcript has 2 exons. NCBI's taxonomy places the organism in Eukaryota, Metazoa, Chordata, Actinopteri, Cypriniformes, Cyprinidae.